Coffea arabica (coffee) is the source of this 1749-nucleotide messenger RNA. NCBI's taxonomy places the organism in Eukaryota, Viridiplantae, Streptophyta, Magnoliopsida, Gentianales, Rubiaceae. The record is from RefSeq and is a predicted model, not a curated record.
AUGGGGCUCUUGAAAAGGUUGGUGCGAUUAUUUCUUGCAGCAAAUAAACUCUCUGGUAUAAUCCCUGCCUCCAUCUUUAAUAGUUCAGCCAUUACUUCCAUUUCAGUAACCAGCAAUUACUUUCAUGGCAAUCUCCCAAUUAACAUGGGUCUCACCCUACCAAAUCUGAAACUAUUAGCUGCUGCGGAAAACAAUUUCUCUGGAAACUUUCCCACUUCAAUCACCAAUGCUUCUGGGCUUGAGAUACUUGAUCUUUCCCAUAAUAAAGUUGCAGGCCAAGUUCCAGCUAAUUUAGGAGAUCUGACAAAUCUUCAAAGAUUAAAUCUUGAAAUAAACCUCUUCGGCGGUAAUUCAACUGGGGACUUAGAUUUUAUUGCAUCACUGACCAACUGCAGUAAUCUAAGAAUGCUUUCCUUGAGUGUCAAUACAUUUGGAGGUGAAAAUUCGUUUAGUGGUUCUCUGCCUCCUGAAGUUGGAAAGCUUAUACAUUUGGUGGAUUUCAAUGUUUCCCACAACCAACUAGCUGGAGGUAUGCCCAUAUCACUUGCUGACUGUUCAGAUCUGCAGAAUCUUUUUAUGCAAUCCAAUUUUUUCCAAGGAACAAUUCCACCAAAUUUGGCUUCUUGGAAGAGCAUCGAGCAAUUAGACCUUUCAAGUAAUAACUUGACUGGACCAAUACCAAAAGAACUUCAGAAGCUUCAGUUUUUGAGCUACUUAAAUCUUUCCUACAACGACAUUGAGGGUGAGAUACCAAACACAGGAGUUUUCAGGAAUGAAAGUCAAAUAUCAUUGACUGGCAACAACAAACUCUGUGGAGGCAUUCCAGAAUUGGAGUUCCCACCUUGCCCAGUGAUUAAAGGGAAAACCAGAGGAAAGCUUAAGGUUAUCAUAUUGUUGUCCAUUGUUUUACCAGCAGCGCUUCUGGUUCUCGGAUUUUCUCCAGACAACUUAAUUGGUUCAGGAAAUUUCGGAGCUGUCUACAAAGGAAGGCUAGGAAAAUAUGGCAAUAAGCUUGUAGCAGUUAAAGUUCUUGAUCUUCAAAAGAACGGAGCUUCGAAAAGUUUUAAGGCGGAGUGCAAAGCAUUGAGAAAUAUUCGCCAUAGAAACCUCGUUUCUAUCGUGAGUUAUUGCUCCAGUAUUGAUUCCAAGGGUGAUGAAUUCAAAGCUCCAAUCUAUGAGUUGAUGGAAAAUGGAAAUCUGGACCUGUGGCUGCAUCCUUCAGAGACAACUGAUCAGGCAACAAGCUCAAGAAGUCUUAAUCUUCUUCAGAAGCUAAAUAUUGCAAUUGAUGUGGCUUCAGCAUUGCAAUAUCUUCACGACCACUGCGAAGCUGAGAUUGUUCACUGUGAUCUAAAACCAAGUAACAUUCUUCUUGACAAUGAUCUUGUUGCUCAUGUGGGGAGGAGACCAACUGAUGAUAUAUUCGUGGGUGACCUGGAUCUACAUAAUUAUGUUAAUGGGGCUUUAUAUGAACAAGUUUCUGAGACCAUGAACCCGUUGCUUUUUCUUGAAGGAGAUGAAAACAGAAAAAUAACUCCUGGAGGGAAAAAUAGCAGUGGUGGAAAAGAGAUGGAGUGCAUUAUUUCCCUACUGAAAAUUGGACUGAAGUGCUCUGCAAGAUUACCAAAUGACAGGAUGCAUAUGAAUGAAGUUGUCAGAAAAUUACAUCUCAUUAAGGAUGUUUUACUUGGUCUGAGGCUGCUUACUGGUCUGAAUCACCAAGAUGAAGUUGCUAGUUCGAUGAACUGA